AGACAUCUAAAACCUUAAAAUGGAGUCUAGUGCCCAUCGGUCUCAUCACUGUUUCGAUAUUCUUGAAGGAAUGUCACCACAAGACGAUCAUGUCAACUCAACAUUCCUACCAAACGCUAACUUCCAUGUCCCGUUGCAGUCCUUAUCGAAACGCAACAACAACAAUGGCUCUCACUUAGACCCAAACAUUUACCACAACGAGUGUCUCGAAAGAAGGGCAAGAAGAAUGGUCUCUAACCGAGAAUCUGCAAGAAGGUCACGUAUACGGACAAAGAAGCACAUAGAAGAGCUGCAGCAGCAGGUCGAACAGCUGAUGAUACUGAAUCAUAACUUGUCCGAGAGAGUCAUCCAUUUGUUGGAAAGCAACCACCAGAUGCUACAAGAGAACUCAAUGCUUAGGGAGAAAGUCUCUUCCUUUCAGUUGCUUAUGGCGGAAAUGCAAAUACCCAUGAGAAAUGUGGAUGGCAGCAUCAGUGACCGGGUUGUGAAUCAUCUCAGAGGAGAGACAUCAAACCGGACCAACACUUUCUUUGGUAGGUAA
Raphanus sativus (radish) is the source of this 541-nucleotide messenger RNA. Its product is annotated as basic leucine zipper 8-like. Gene Ontology annotation, molecular function: DNA-binding transcription factor activity. Gene Ontology annotation, biological process: regulation of DNA-templated transcription. The record is from RefSeq and is a predicted model, not a curated record. Bases 20 to 541 code for a protein of 173 amino acids. NCBI's taxonomy places the organism in Eukaryota, Viridiplantae, Streptophyta, Magnoliopsida, Brassicales, Brassicaceae. The transcript has a single exon.